This is a messenger RNA of Drosophila takahashii, 1344 nucleotides long. It is a transcript of the gene bard, whose product is annotated as bard. The record is from RefSeq and is a predicted model, not a curated record. Lineage: Eukaryota; Metazoa; Arthropoda; Insecta; Diptera; Drosophilidae.
AUGUCUCAAAUGCACAAUACCGUGUUUUACAAGGACGCUUUGGAGGGACAACAUAACGAUUCCCAAUCGAUGGAAGAUCUGGAACCCAACUAUAUCGACAACCUGCACAUCAUAUUCUUCGAGCAGAUCUUCGAGGAGAUCGAUAACUUGAGCGAUCAGGUUCGCAUGGCUCGGGCCUAUCCGCAGUUCAUGCCCCAGAUCCUCAAGUUCUGGCAGAGGAGACUGCACCUGAUCGUGGGACCUAACACUCCCUUCCUGGGACUCCUGGACAUCGAGGACUACGUGUUCUUCAUGGAGCACAUGGCCGACAGCUUCACCGAUCUGCAUGUUCACGAUGGCGUUGGCUCCUUCUCCGAAUUCUACGACUACAUCACACAUUUGUGCGACAUCAACAUCACCAGGUUUCCCAAAGUGGACACUUGCAUCCUGGCCGGAAAUCCCAAUACAGUGGUCGAUGAGGAUAUCAGGGAUCUUACCGUAAUGCUGCCCAAUCUUAAGCGUCUGAUGACCUGCAUGAAUCUAUCUGGCUUGUAUAUGCGUGGAUUCAGGAAGCUGGAGGAGCUGAUCUUCAACUCAUUGUACCACUCGGUGCCACUGGACAGCCGCUGGAUGCAGGAGAUCUGCCUGAACAUGACCCAGCUGAGGGUCUUGGACAUCACCGAUCAGUUCGACAGUUGCGUGAGGCUGACAGACAUUAAGUUGCCCAAUCUGGAGGUGCUAAAAAUCAACCUGAGUACCGUGGAAGGAAUGCUAUCGCAGGUUCUUCAGCUGCCCAAGUUGCAGAAACUAUCCGUGCGGUUCGACGACUCCCGGCAGCUGAAUGCCGAUGAGGAGACCAUUUUCCAGCAAAUUGUGGUGGCCAAGAGCGAUAGGAUCACCAGGAUAGCCCUGAACCAGGAGGUGGUGCAACUGCCAGCUCGCUGGCAACAUAGUCUCCUUCUGGAGCUGCCCAAGCUGAGGCGGGUGAUUUGCGAAAACUGGGGCCACAACGAUUUCUUCCUGGAUAAGCGACACAUGCCGUGCCACCAAAUGGAGGUGAUCAGCUUCAGUGGCUGGGAGAUUGUGCGGGAAAAUCAGCUAAUGGAACUGGUGGCCGAGUGUGUCAACCUGGAGCACUUGGCUCUGAACGGCUAUCACAGCAACUGGGAGAAGCUCAACAAGCUGGUGAAUAUUCGCAAUCAGGAGAGGAACCCCAGACCUCUGCAGGUCUUCAGCGACAUGAUGUGGGGCAACUUUACACCCGAGGAAUACUAUCACUGGCAGUGCAACAAAUACGUUCAGGUCACCUGCGACAGCAGUGAAUACGAGUACCAGGAGGAUGGCUUCGAGUUCGAUUUUGAGUGA